Messenger RNA from Topomyia yanbarensis, 2081 nucleotides. It is a transcript of the gene Snap29, whose product is annotated as synaptosomal-associated protein 29. Gene Ontology annotation, cellular component: SNARE complex; plasma membrane. The coding region runs from base 141 to 1277 and encodes 378 amino acids. Gene Ontology annotation, biological process: synaptic vesicle fusion to presynaptic active zone membrane; synaptic vesicle priming; exocytosis. The record is from RefSeq and is a predicted model, not a curated record. Lineage: Eukaryota; Metazoa; Arthropoda; Insecta; Diptera; Culicidae. The transcript has a single exon. Gene Ontology annotation, molecular function: SNAP receptor activity; syntaxin binding.
UUGCAUCUCUGUCGUAGCCAGUCAUAGCUGUUUGAAGAGAAAAAAGUGUUCCGCGUAUAGUUUGAUUGCCUUAAUUCGUCAAAAAUAGUAUUGAACUGCUUGUGUAAAGUUGUUAUCAGUCACCAUUUUGAGCUACCGUAAUGUCCGGACAUCAGUACGUUCCGAAUCCGUCAAAUUUAUUUGCGGACGAGGACGAAAUCGACGACGAAUUAUUUCUACGUAACGCUAGACGAACUGCUGCAAGUAGCAGCACAACAAGUCCACCCACCGCGGAUCAAGGUUACAAGUUCGACCACUAUCAGAACAAUUUCCUACCACAAAAUUACGAUGUUGCUGAAGCAGAAAAAUACGGUUCUACUUCUUUAAUAGCUGGAAAAUCUGUGGGGGCCAAAUUCACGCGUCCGGAUGUCCUCGGACCUGAGCCCUAUCAAGCAGGUGCUAACUACGGUGGGUAUGGUGAACAAAUUGCUGGAGGCUAUGUGGCUGAUCCGUACGCUGCAGGAGUAUCAACGUCACCUUACGGUUCAAACGCUUACCGAUCUGGUUCCGGCAUGUACGGUGAGCUUGACUCGGAUGUGGACGAUGAAAUAGUUAGACAACGGCAGACAUUUGAAGAGAGAAGAAGGGAGUUAGAGGAAAGUACGUUGCUUACCUCCCAGCGAUGUCUGGGAGUGCUCAGGGAAACGGAACAAGUAGGAAUUGCGACUGCGGAAGAAUUGCAUCGCCAGCGUGAACAGCUGGAAAAAACUAAAAAGCAGUUGGAUGAAAUAAAUAACUCGCUACGGUUUAGUCAAAAGCAUCUCAACAGCUUAAAGAGUGUUUUUGGAGGACUAAAAAACUAUCUCUCGGGGAGAAUGGCUCCAGAUCAGCAGCACCAACAGCAACAACAACAGAGUAGUUCGACUGGUAUACCUCGAUCAAACAUAUCGCCAUCACCAUCGGAAGAAGCAUAUCCUAAUCCACAGGAUUUCAGAAUUCCGGAUAACUAUUGGCCGGAUGCAACCACACGGAUGCGACCUGAUUAUCAUCAUCAGGUACAGGACGUAGCACACCUAAAUGGAGCAGUUGGUGACGGAACUGGUUUUAGCCAUCAGUUAGAUCAGAAUUUGGACGAUAUGCGUGGUAAUUUGUCUCGUCUCAAGCAUCUUGCACUAGAUUUGAACCAAGAAAUUGACAGUCAAAAUGAUCUAAUCGAUGAUAUCUCUAACCGCGUUGACGAUGUAGACGUAAAGAUAGGCAAACAAAACAAAGAUAUGAAUCGGCUGCUGAGAAAGUGAACCUUGCACUGUGCUGGUUACAAUAAAACAACGAUGAUUGAUGAUAUUCCUCUGAAAGCAACACAAUGCAAGCGACACUUUGUCUCCGUAGCAUUCAAGAUGCGUAUGAAGAAAGUAAAAACCAAAACGCAAAAUGAUGAAAACAUUCUUUGUAUAAAAAUCGGUUAGUCUUUAGGAUUUGUAUUUUUUGUACAUUUUGAUUUGUUCGUUUUUGAAUACUACUUUGUCUACCCAUUCUAAGCAAAAGUCUAUCAAUAGUAUGUAGAUAAGCGCGUCGGAGAGGUAAACGUUAUGGACUAAACUAUUGAAAUUGGCUAGAUAAAAUAUAAUAAGCUUGAAACAAGAACUAAAACUCAAAAUUUGAAUCCAAUACAAGUGAGUGUCUGAUCGUUCUUUGCCUCCUCAAUUUCUCAAUUUAAUCAAUGAAAUAAAAUCUUACGCAGAUAGUAAGAUGGUGAAAUGUUCAAAAUAUUCCUCCCUCUAUUGUCGAAUUGUGUACAAUAUUCGCAUUCCUUACUUGAUAUUAUAAAACGCAACUUAAGCCGUAUGCACGCAUCACAAACCACAACCGAGCAAAUCACAGAUUGUUAUAGGAAGAUAGAAUAUCGAGAGCAGCCAUAGAAGGAAAUAUGCACAUUGAAAAAAAAAGCUAUUGGAUUAAUACAGAUUAUAACAAUAAAACCGAGGUAUGAUUAAACAAAGUUAUGGCGAAAACAGUUGAUAGUUUCGUGGUAAAAUCUAAUAAAAUGGUUAUAAAUUAUGAAUACGAUAAUCUGCAAUAUUACAUAAAUACAUACAAACGAA